AUGGCUGAUCGUUACCAGCACCCGGUUUUCUUUGAGUGUCAGAGUCUUAAAGAAGAACAUCUGACGAGAGUACAGAAAUAUUUCGGUAUUCGCCGCAAAUCUGGCGGAGGAGAGUGCGGACUUGUGACCAUAGUGGACGAGAACGUCUACAGUGUUGCUUUCCGAAAUAAAAAAGGGUUUUGCUACAUGUUGAUACCUGUUCUCAUGUCUUCCCAAUCACAGACUCCUGAGCACAUUCCUGCCUCGUCUCUUCUACCAACUGAUAAGGAGUAUGAACUACACGUUGAUAAUUAUCUCCUUCGUUACCUGAAAGAAUGUCCUCAUGCUCAGCAAGAACUUGAGAACAUGCUUGGCUGUUUAGCCUGCUCUGCUGAACUUUACUGUGAGGAGGGGAGGGUUUUAGUCAGGAGGCGAGCUCAACCUGGUGCUGCAGAUGAAGUUAGUGACUGGAAAACUGAGGUAGACGCUCUCUUUGGUGGCUACUCGUGCCAUUAUGAGAUAAACCCUGACAAAGUUAAAGCUUUGGUUCAGUCCAGCAGCUCUUGUCAGACUGCAGGUGAGGUGAAGGUGUACACAGAUGAGUCUGGGAUGGCUGUUGUUGUUGGAGAACUGUCUCUGGUUCGUGCCAGGUUGUUAGACAUCGAGAAACCUUCAAGUUUACGUGACAAUAUGGCAUCUCUGAGUUUGAGUGAGGAAAGCACAACCAUUGCUAGCUACAGCCUUUGUGAUGGGCUCCAGGUGUUUGUGUGUCAGGGUGACAUCACCAAGCAACAUGCUGAUGCUCUGGUAAAUGCAGCCAAUCAGGACUUGGAGCACUCUGCAGGUGUUGCUGCUGCACUGAGUCGAGCUGGUGGUCCUGAAAUACAGAGAGAGAGUGAUGAAUUAGUGAAGUGUUUGGGGAAAAUUCCCAUAGGAGAAACAGUAGUGACCACAGGGGGUAACUUAAAGUGCAAGAAACUGCUUCAUGCAGUUGUGCCUGUAGGUGGAAAAGCAAGUAAGAGAGAUAAGCUGUUACUGGAAAAAACUGUGCAUUCUGCUUUAAAGUUUUCAGAAAUAAUGGAGUUUCAGUCCAUAGCCAUUCCUUGUAUCAGCUCAGGUGUCUCUGGGGUUCCUCUCACUGUGUGCACUGAGGCAACUGUUGCUGCUGUGAAGGACUUUGGCAGUGUGGGAGGUCGGAGUGUGAGGAAAAUCAUCCUGAUUGAUAACAGAGAGGAGGCGGUGAGGGCCAUGCAGGAAGCAUGUGACAGGCUUCUCCAAGGGAUAGAUACACCUGAUGAAGAUACAGCAAGAGGAGCCACUGCCAGAGCUCCUGGAGGCAGAGUCCACAUGGAGGUUAUUCAGGGAUCGAUCGAGAGCCAGCAGGUGGAUGCUUUGGUGUGUCCUAUGGUUGGCCAUCCUCUCUCUACCCGUGUUGGAAAUGCUUUAUUUGCAGUAGCUGGACGCCAGCUGACCACAAGGUUUAGAAAGGAAGCAGAAGAUGAAACAAUGCCUGGUGACUCAGUACUUCUGGAGGGCUUACCUGGACUUCAAUGUAAUGCAGUCUUCUUCCUCAAUCUCGUUCGCUGGGAUGGUGACCCAGAGGGUGUUGCAGUCCAGAUACUUCGAAUCGGCAUCAACACAAUACUGUCUUCUUGUGAGAAGAAAGGAUUCAGAUCUGUCGCUCUUCCUGUCCUCGGUGCUGGGAUGGCCCUGCAAUUUCCUGUCAGUGAGGUGGAGAAGGUGUUAAUGGAGGAAGUUCAUGUAUUUGAAGAGGAGCGAACGGGCAUCACACCAUUCUUGAUCCGCAUUGUCAUUCACCCAGAUGACGAGGAGACACACAAGACAUUUGGCUCUGUCCAAAAUGACAAAUUCACUGAAGAUUUUCACCACAAAGACCCAGGCCAAGAGUCAACAACGAUGAGGCUGGUCCUGCUGGGAAAAACUGGAUCUGGGAAAAGUCACCUGGGUAACACCAUUCUUGGAGAGGAGCACUUUGCCACCUACCCCUCUCCAAACUCAGGGACAAUGAAAUGCCAAACAGAAACCAAAACAGUCAGUGGAAGAAGCAUCACUCUGAUUGACACCCCUGGUUUCUUUGACACAGGAAGGUCUGAGGUAGAUUUGAACUCUGAGAUAAUGAGCUGUAUGACAGAGUGUGCUCCUGGGCCUCAUGCUUUUCUCAUUGUGCUUCGAGUGGGUAGGUUCACAGAGCAUGAGCAGGCUGUCAUCACUAAGAUACGUCAGUCUUUCUCAGAUGAAGCUCUAAAAUAUGCUCUAGUUGUUUUCACUCACGGUGAUCAGCUCGACAAAAAGAUGAAAAUUGAAGAUUUUGUCAGUCAGAACGAAAAUCUGAGUGACCUGGUGUCAAAGUGUGGUGGUCGGUGCCACGUCUUUGAUAACAAACACUGGAACAACAACCAGCCAAAUAACUACAGGAGCAACCAGUUCCAGGUGGAGGAGUUACUGAAAACAACAGAAAAAAUGGUGGCGGAUAGAAACGGAGGCUACUACACAAAUAAAACACUGCAAGAUGUGGAGAUGGCAAUACAAGAACAGAUUGAACACAUUAGACACUCAAUGCCAGAUAAAACCCCAGAAGAGAUCAGAAGCCAGGCCAGAUCAAAAGUGUCUAAUAGGUUUCUGAUCCAAAUCGCAGGGAUUGCAACAGGAGCUUUGCUAGGCACUUUUUUUGGUGUAGUAACAUUUGAUGAAUUUGUGAAGAACCCACAAUUGAUGAAUUUCACAAAAAUGCUUUCCACAUUAGCAUGUGUCCCAACUGCACAAGAACCAAAAGCAGUUGCUGGAGUAGCAGGCUUGGUGUGAGCAGCUGCAGUAGGAGGAGUAAUGGGAGGUGUCAUUGGAAAUGAACUAGCAAAGGAUGCAGAGUCACUUUCAGAAGCUGUACAGAGAACAUAUAAGGCUGUAGAAGGAAAAAGAAAAUCUCUCACUCAGUUCAUGUAAGUUUUUUU
Molecule: messenger RNA, 2948 nt
Organism: Oreochromis niloticus (Nile tilapia)
Lineage: Eukaryota; Metazoa; Chordata; Actinopteri; Cichliformes; Cichlidae
Exons: 6
Coding region: 1-2802 (933 amino acids)
Molecular function (GO): GTP binding
Source: RefSeq, a predicted model, not a curated record